AUGCCGACACACCUCAGCAAGACCCGCAAACACAGAGGACACGUAUCUGCCGGCCACGGUCGUGUCGGCAAGCACCGCAAACACCCCGGAGGUCGUGGUCUUGCUGGUGGUCAGCACCACCACCGUACCAACUUCGACAAGUACCAUCCUGGUUACUUCGGUAAAGUCGGUAUGCGCCACUUCCACUUGACCCGCAACGCGCACUGGCGGCCGACCAUCAACGUCGACCAUCUCUGGUCGCUCGUUCCCGCGGAGGAGAAGAAGGGUCUUACCGCCGACUCGACUGUCGUCCCUGUCAUCGACACCCUGCGAUUCGGAUACGGAAAGGUUUUGGGCAACGGGAAACUCCCUCAACUGCCCUUCAUCGUCAAAGCACGAUUCGUUUCAGCCACGGCAGAGGCCAAGAUCAAGGAGGCUGGCGGCGUUGUAAAACUCAUCGCAUGA
This is a messenger RNA of Mycena indigotica, 444 nucleotides long. RefSeq names its product 60S ribosomal protein. The transcript is spliced from 4 exons. NCBI's taxonomy places the organism in Eukaryota, Fungi, Basidiomycota, Agaricomycetes, Agaricales, Mycenaceae. Gene Ontology annotation, cellular component: cytosolic large ribosomal subunit; ribosome. Bases 1 to 444 code for a protein of 147 amino acids. The record is from RefSeq and is a predicted model, not a curated record. Gene Ontology annotation, molecular function: structural constituent of ribosome. Gene Ontology annotation, biological process: translation.